This is a messenger RNA of Entrophospora candida, 1488 nucleotides long. The record is from the annotation of a GenBank genome assembly. NCBI's taxonomy places the organism in Eukaryota, Fungi, Glomeromycota, Glomeromycetes, Entrophosporales, Entrophosporaceae.
AUGAACUCUCUAUUACAUUUUAGAAAUCAAAUUACUAAAUUAAAGUAUUUAUAUUAUUGUAAAUCAAAUCUAAUAAUAAAUAUACGAAAUAUACCAAGAAUAGUAAAAUUCUCAUCAAUAAAAUUUCAAAGUCUUCCUCAACGAUAUCAACAAUCUCAACCACAGCAAGAGCAAUACCAUUUACAAAAUGCUCACAAAAAAGUUCGAUUGUUUAAUGGUAAACUUGAUGAAAUUAUUAAUUUGAUGAGAAAUAAAACACCAUCACCAAAGAUAAUUGGAAUAUAUGAUGAAAAAGAUAAAAUUCGGUUUGACGAAAAUUCAAUAAAUAGGCUGUUAAUUGAAUGCAAUAAAUCGAGAAAUAUAGAAUAUUUAAAUAUGUUUUACAAAGACAUGAUUAUGGACAAAAUGGUAAAAAAACCGGGAAGAACAGAAAUGGAUGUGUUGGAACAGGUAGAAUAUUAUUUUAAAAAUGCGGAACCAAUAAAAGCCGUCGAAUAUUUCUUGAAUAUAAAAUCAAAACAUAUACAAGAAAGUCCAUUGGUGUUGAUAGAAUUAUUUCAAGGAUUAUUUGCUUUCAACGGGAUUCAAAAAGCUUUUGAUGUUUAUAAAGAGAUUUCGUCAAAAGGUAUCAUGAUUGAUAAAAACAUUGGACAUUAUCUAAUCGUGAUGUUUGGGUGGAAGGAACAAUUGACGUUUGCAGACACAAUCUACGACAAUAUGAUUUCUUCUAAUAUCGAACCUAGAUUACCCACAUUAUUUGAAUUGUGUUUUUUUUACAUAAAUUCAGGAUAUGAAUCAAAAGUUAAACAAAUAAUUUCAAUAAUUCUGCGAAUGAACCCAAAAUUAGAUUUCAUUACGUAUAAAGUAGAUAUAGUAGAAUAUUGUCUAAUAAGAUUAUUAAAUCAAUACGCCAUUACAAAUAAUAAAGAAGAAAUGGUUAAUACAAUCAAUCUAUUGAAUAAAUUACCAAAAUCUUUAAACCCUUCGAAUAAAAAGUAUAAAAGAACAGCAUUUUUAAGUGCAUAUUGUAGACUUGGCCAACUUACAAAAGUUAUGGAGAUUUGGGAUGACAUUUUGAAAAGUUGUGAUGUUAAUGACAAUAGUAUACAACCAGCAACAUCUAUUGUUUGUGAUGCUAUAGGAUUUUAUGGAACUCUUGAAAAUCUUGAAAGAUUUUGGGAUCUAGUGAUUAAUUAUCAUUCAUCUAAUAAAAUCAGAUUAAAUACAAAUCAUUAUAAUUCAUACAUUCAAGCUUUAUAUAGAUUAAAAGCUCCUCAUCAAACAAUCUAUGAAGUGUUAACAAAAGAUAUGCUCACGAAAGAAAUUUCUCCUGACAUCAAAACAAUAGUUACAUUGUUAGGUCCAUUGGGCAGAAACAAUAAAUCAAGCACCAUAAAUAAAAUUUUAGAAUUCAUAAAAAAUUCGUGGCCACAAGUUUAUUUAGAAUGGCAAAGAUACAAGAAAAACGAGAAAAAUCGGUUAUUUUAA